CAGCUCCCAGGCCCCGCCGCGCCCAGGCCCCGCCGCGCCCGCCAUGCCAGGCAAAGCCCAGCAGUUCCAAGGGCCCCAGGUCAGCUGCUGCGCCAAGUACCUGCUCUUCGCCUCCAAUGUGCUCUUCUGGUUGAUGGGGGCUGCCUUCCUGGCCAUUGGUUUGUGGGCCUGGGCAGAAAAGGGUGUGCUUUCCAAUCUGUCAUCCAUCACAGACCUGGGUGGCUUUGACCCUGUCUGGCUCUUCCUUGUGGUUGGAGUGGUGAUGUUCAUGCUGGGAUUUGCCGGCUGCAUUGGGGCCCUGAGGGAGAACACGUUCCUGCUCAAAUUUUUCUCUGUGUUCCUGGGGCUCAUCUUUUUCCUGGAGUUGACUGCUGGUGUCUUGGCCUUCAUCUUCAAGGACUGGAUCAAAGACCAACUCAACCUCUUCAUCAACAAUAACGUCAAGGCCUACCGGGAUGACAUUGACUUGCAGAACCUCAUAGACUUUGCUCAGGAAUAUUGGUCUUGCUGUGGGGCUCACGGACCUAAUGACUGGAACCUCAACAUUUAUUUCAACUGCACUGACUCCAACCCCAGCAGGGAGCGCUGCGGGGUGCCCUUUUCCUGCUGUGUCAAGGAUCCGGCGGAGGAUGUUCUUAACACGCAGUGUGGCUACGAUGUCCGCCUUAAACUGGAGCUGGAGCAGCAAAGCUAUAUCCACACCAAAGGCUGUGCUGGACAGUUUGAGAAAUGGCUCCAGGACAAUCUCAUUGUGGUGGCCGGGACCUUCGUGGCUGUUGCGCUGCUCCAGAUCUUUGGUAUCUGCCUGGCACAGAACCUAGUGAGCGACAUCAAUGCCGUGAAAGCCAAUUGGUGACACUGGAAGAGGGCCUGUGCCAUCGUCUUCCAUAGACUUGCCGUGCCCUCCACAGGACCGAAGCCACAAUCCCAGCCACAACCAUUGGAUGCUGCUGUGCUGUGUGACCAGCUCUUUGUUUAUGUAUGUGUGUGUGUGUACGUGCAUGGGUGGAGCCAGUGCUACCAGUGUUAAUGGCUGCCCGGAGCCCUGCCACUUUCCCUUCGUGGUUGGGGCACAUGUGCCGAAUGCACUGUGGAUGGCAAUGUAAAUAGUAUUUAUAUAGGGCUUCUGGGCAGGGCUCCUUCACCCCACUGCAUAAUCAGUGGAGCCAGAGGGCCCGUUGCACACCUGCAGGCCACAGCUGCCAGACGAUAGAGGCGGCUCUGGAUUUGUGUGGGUUGCCACAGAAGUCCCCUGUGGAGGAGGCAUGGCCCGUGUGGCUUCCUGGGUGCAGGGGAGCUGGUUGGAACCCUUGUCCUAUUCCUGCUGCCUGGAGCAGCCCUUCCUCCUCUGCCCUCCCCAAAGCUUCUACUUGAAUGUUCUGUGCUCCUCUCCCCAUCUGCUCAGGUCUCCUCUCUGCCAGGGGGACAUGGGGCUGGGCUCCCCUCUUCAAGCGAGAGUGGAUUUUGCUGACUGACAUGGAUCACCGGGUUGGUCUCUGCCCUCCUGAUCCUCUUGUGGAAUCAGGAUCAAGACCGAAGGGUUACCGUCAGGGCGAGAGGCUGCUGCGCCUCGUUUUCGGUAGCAACCCUCCCCUCUGCCUGCUGUGUUUUUCCAAGAGGACUUUUAAGGCCCCCUUCUGCAGCUAUGCACAUACGAUACAGAGAGGAGUGUGCCCAGACGGAACCAAACAUGGGCCCGUCCGCACCUACCCACCAAGAGUAGGAGACUAGCAAUCCGCUCUGUUGAGUAAAAAAAAAAAAAAAAAGUAGUAGUGACACUGUAAUUUCUGACCAUAUGGUAGUACUCAUUUCAUGUAUUAAAGGGGGCGGGGGGAGAGAAAUGUACGUGUGUCUUUAAACUCAGUCUUAAACAAGUUUGGGAGAGCAGCUGUUUGCUUGAGUGAGAAAUAUGCAACCCUUUUAUGCAAUACCUUCUCUUGUUAUGCAUUUAUCGGAAAGGCCCAUGGGGAGCACUCAAGGCCUCUGCAGCCUAAGCUGAGCCAUGCUCCGGCCUAUAGUGCCGGGCCCUGUCCAGGAGCUGCCUCUUGACCCAUGCUUCAAGGACGGUCAGGAGACACUGCUGAGAGAACGUUGGCACAAGGCAAAGGCUUUGUGUUUACACCCUCGCCUGGGUGGCCAUGGUCUUGGUUCUACUACUUUCUUGCCCAGGUUCUCUCUCACAGGGUUCUUCUCUAAUUCCCGUGACCUCUGCUGCUAACAGGACUGAUCGGAUCAUUUGAGAUUCUGCUGACCUGCUGUUCCCAAUAAAUUGAUCCCUACCAAAUAGUUGUUGUGUUCAUUUUUCUCCUAACUAGCCCAGCAGGCCUUUGUGUCGAAGGAGAGAUGUCCUUGCUUUUGGCCCAGUUUAUCUUACUAUUGGUUUGUGAAAUGGAUAUAUGGGGGUUGGAGU
This is a messenger RNA of Elgaria multicarinata webbii, 2410 nucleotides long. It is a transcript of the gene TSPAN17, whose product is annotated as tetraspanin 17. NCBI's taxonomy places the organism in Eukaryota, Metazoa, Chordata, Lepidosauria, Squamata, Anguidae. Bases 44 to 856 code for a protein of 270 amino acids. Gene Ontology annotation, cellular component: plasma membrane. The record is from RefSeq and is a predicted model, not a curated record. The transcript has 8 exons.